Penicillium cataractarum is the source of this 1137-nucleotide messenger RNA. RefSeq lists its product as uncharacterized. The record is from RefSeq and is a predicted model, not a curated record. Bases 1 to 1137 code for a protein of 378 amino acids. The transcript is spliced from 3 exons. Lineage: Eukaryota; Fungi; Ascomycota; Eurotiomycetes; Eurotiales; Aspergillaceae.
AUGGAAACCGACACGGCACAACUCAUAAAGUCCUGCAAGAAGUUGGAAAGAAUCCUCGAAUCACUGCUUCCUAAUCCCUCCCGCCCGUCUUCCCUUGUAAUUGGCAAAGAAGAUUACAAUCCUCACAUCUUUGAAACAGAGUUACUUCGCCUCGGGAUCGAACUUCAUCAUAUAGUUAUCGAAACUGGAUCUAUAUCACCUCCUGCCAAGACCUUUUUCCUUCCAAAGACUGACUUUACAGAGAUCUCCGAUGCCUGCAAACAAAAUACCUCUUGGAUUAAAGUUUGCUGGGGCGAGGCUAUUCAUGCGGCGGCCAAGCCGAAGGGUGAAAGAAAACUCUUCAGUGACAAACCCGAGCUUUUCGCACUGGCCCUGCUGUUCGAUUUUGAGGAAUACUCUUUUGAAGGAAAGAAAGGCCUUGAUGGCUCGUUUAAUUUGGACUCGUUUCAUUUUCGCCGUCCACCUGAAGCAGUACAGCCAAGCCGGUACGGGUGGAUGUGUGAUCAUGAAACUAAGGACAUACGCAGCAAUCCCCGAUUCAAAAGAGAAUUCCAAGUAUUGGAUACGGUGCCCGACGAGAUGCGACACUUUCGUCGGAGGAGUGUCCACACUGGAGUUACCCGGUUGAGUGGUGGAGACGAGCUCCUUGUGGACUAUCGAUGCCAUGUAUGGGCCUAUAACUGGGUUGGACAAUGCGGCAACGAUUCACGGCCCUCGAGAGAUGAAAUAGUAGUCUUGGUGUAUACGAUGUUGGAAUCCAUGUUGUGCGCAACCCACAAUGCCGGACAACGCAGUUACAACCCCAACUUCCCGACACUACUCUUCCUCUCAGAUCAGUUAGGCCAUUGCCGCAUUCUCAGUGGAUACUAUGACGGGAAACUCCAUGUUGGUUUAACCCGACUGUUGGAUUUCUCAGAGUAUGCUUUAGUCCCGCCUGCUGGCAUGUCAUACCUUGAAAGCAUCGACCAAGACAAAUUUUACCAGAUGAUGAAUAUGCUAUUAAAGUGGGCAUGGCCAGUUGCGCUGGAUAGUACGAAUGAGGAAAAGGACAUUCCAGUGAUCGUAGAUCUUCCAUGGAAUGAUCAUCAAGACACGGAGAAGCCAGACGAAAGCCAUGACGAUUGGGUGAAGGUUUGA